This is a messenger RNA of Anopheles funestus (African malaria mosquito), 3326 nucleotides long. It is a transcript of the gene su(Hw), whose product is annotated as protein suppressor of hairy wing. The coding region runs from base 432 to 3068 and encodes 878 amino acids. Gene Ontology annotation, biological process: regulation of transcription by RNA polymerase II. The transcript has 5 exons. Gene Ontology annotation, molecular function: RNA polymerase II cis-regulatory region sequence-specific DNA binding; DNA-binding transcription factor activity. Lineage: Eukaryota; Metazoa; Arthropoda; Insecta; Diptera; Culicidae. The record is from RefSeq and is a predicted model, not a curated record.
UCAACUGCAACGCUGCUGACGUGUCUGCGUCACUGAAGUCGUAAUGUCAAAUCACGCUAGACAUAGGGAACAAUUAAGCAUUGAGCUGCAGAAAACACGCACAAUUCUCCAGGAAAUUUCCUCCCCAAAGAUGUGUUACGGUUGUGAAAAGCAGUGUUAAGUGAUCCACUCGGCAAGGCAUUCCUGCACUGUAUAUCUUUCGUGCGUGCGAUUGGUUUGGCUGUAGGCGCAUACCGUGCGGGGUUAGAACAAGCGUAUGCAUAUCAAUGCUUACGGAUUUGCCGCCUAAAGUGAUUGCCGUGUUCUGCGUACGGUUCUGGCAUUGGAGUGUAACGAAAAAGUGAAAUCUAACUUACGGGGCCACAAUCCAGAUUGGCUUCCGACGACAGCAGCGACGUACCUUUUGCAGGCCUACCGCGCGCAAUAUCGAAAUGAUCGGUCGAAAUUCUGUCAGAGCCGGGUCGCUCCGUACGAGUGGGACGAAGAAAAAAGAAAUUUUGGUCAACGUUCAGGUGAACGGUAACGAUGAGAUAGAUCUGGUACCAGUCAUUAAAAAGCAGGAAUAUGGCAGCACAUCCGAUGACGUUCGGGAUGGUGACGGAGAGGAAGAUUACGAGGAACUGUCCGACAAUCCGGACUCGGAUCCGGAUUUGCUCGAAACGGAAGACGGUCGAUUGAUACUGGACAUGAAGCGCAGCAAGUACUGUGGGACGUGUAAAAAGAUUUUCAAAACAUCGUUGGAACAAAAAAACCAUAAAUACAAGUGUCCCGGCGUAGUGGAUGAGGUACAGGACGUUAUCCUGAAGGAGCGUAAAGCGGCCAAACAUGCGAACCCGGGUGAAGAGUUUCACAAGUACUGCAAUCCGAACCCGGAUAAUCCGUGCUACUGCUGUGGGGAAGAUGUGAGCACCGCGCACGUUGGACACAUCCGGUGCAAAUUUUGUCCCAAAUCGUUCAAGGCGUACGAGUACAUGGAGCGACACCUGAGCUCGAUCCAUUCGGACUCGGACACUUUUCCCUGUUGCUACUGCAACGCAAAGUGCAGCACGCAGACAAUCUUGGAAGAGCAUCUGAAGACGCACGACGAGGGCAAACCGUACGCGUGUAUGGCGUGUGGGAAGGAUUUUACCCGCCGCUACCAUCUGGACCGGCACGAAAAGCACACCAAAUGUGGUAUGGUCCCGAAGGAGGUAGAGGUGCUACCGUGCGAGGUUUGUGGUAAGGAAUUCACGCGGAUUGACAAUCUGCGUGAACAUUUGCGCUCGCACAUGGGACAGGGAGCGCGUAAGCGUGAUUAUCAGUGUCCCUACUGUUCGAAGUCCUUCUACGGGUCAUCACUGCUAAACAUACACAUUCGUACGCACACGGGAGAGAAACCGUUUCCGUGCGAUCUCUGCCCAAUGUCGUUUCCGUCCACGGGAGCGUUGCGGAAGCAUCGGCGCAAGCACACGGGCGAACGACCGUACCGGUGCAAUGAAUGUUCGGCCACGUUUGCUGCACGUGAAACGCUGAACCGGCACCGGAAAACACACACCGGUGAGAAACCGCACGAGUGUCAGGAGUGCGGCAAACGGUUCAUCCAGGCCACGCAGCUACGGGCCCACAUGCUCAAUCACACGGGCGAGAAUGCGUUCCAGUGCAGUGAUUGCGAUGAAACAUUUAGCCGGAAGGCCCGACUGAACGAGCACAUCAAGUUUAUGCACAAGGGAGAGCAACCGUUCGAGUGUGACAAGUGUCCCAAAACGUUCCUGCGCAAAGAUGAUCUUGCACGCCACGAGCUGAUCCAUUCGGACGUUAAGCCCUAUGAAUGUUUGGUGUGUCGGAAAUUUUUCACCACCAAAAGUGCUAUCAUGUUGCAUCAGCGGACGCACACGGAGGAAAAUCCGGUCCAGUGUAAGGUUUGCUCGGGAACGUUUAAACGGUCCGACUGCUUGAUGCGGCACAUGCGUUCAAAACAUCGUGACUAUUUGGAAAAAAUCAUCGACGAAACGGAGAAAGAGCAGAUGGAAAAGCGGGUCGCAAAGCGGGAAGCGGAAAAGGAAGCAACGGUGGAAAUAGAUGGUGCCGUCUACCAGAUCACCACGAUGGACGAUGGCGCACCGAAGGAUGACGCUUACAAUACCCACCAAACGGUGGAAAUGUUCGAGGUGGUAGAAAUUCCGGCAAGCACUUCGGAUUCGAUUACAAACCUGCUACCUACCACAUCGGUUCCAUUCGAGCUGAUACCGAUAGUGGAUGAUACGGGUGCGAUUUUGGGCGAGAGCGGUUUAGUCGAUUUUAUAGACAAACCAAAUACUGAUCCUAUUCGGUCAACGGUCGAGAUAGUGAAAAAGGAAAAUGUUUCCCUUAAUGAAUCUAACUCUUCGGCAAAUUCGUCUGUAAUUGCACGGCCGAAACUAAAGGAAUCACCCAGGGUAAGCAAGGUGGCUGUUGAAACGAUGGUGGAUGAGGGGGAAUCGCCGAAGAGGAACGUUUCAAGCUCCACAAAACCAUCCGGAACCGGUAUAAAACCAAAGCCGGAAGGUGCAACAAUGCGUUCGCCAAAAGUAUCAUCGCCGGUCAAAACGGUCACAAAGCAAACGAAAGAGACUUCCAGUCCGAAGGACCCGUUACCCACCAAACAGGUAAAGCCGGUCGCAUCACCAACCACAACACGCCCGAAAGACGCUAAAGCAAAGGUAGCGAAUGAAGCGAAAGUGAAGCGCAAACGUGAACUGAAACCUGCCGGUUCGAAGCGUCCACGCACGGAUGAAGACAGCAUACCGAUCUUCCUGAGCGACGAUAUGUUGGAAUGCAAAAUUUCCGAACUGCUGCAGAUGCUCAUGGGUGACGAUAUGUUGCGCAGUUUCGGCUGGCCGAAUGCACCGGUGGAGGAGGUGCUCGGGCGCGUUAUCAUGGGCUGUGGGCAUCAGCCGGCAAAGGGCGAGGAGGCCGGUGACCAUACGACACGUAUGCGCGAAAACACAAAGAUUCUGUUUUCCGUCACGAUGGACGAUGACGACAUUAAGGCGCUGCUGAACAAUCACACGGUCGAUGAGGUGAUCAUGCACGUAUUGAAGAACAAAUAGGUAGGCAAAGUUUAACGGCGACAUGCUCGUCAAGCUAAGGUCAGAUACGUAUCUGAGGUGCAAUGGGUUCCAAUUUUGCUACUAUUUUUCCUAACUUCACAUCUAAUAACGCAAUGUGUGGCCUUUUAAAGACCUUAUAAACCAGUAAGGUUAGCUAGGAUAUAUUUUUUUUAUUAACAAUUGAAGAUUUAACAAUGUUUUUUUUUAUUAUGCACGUUUAUACUGAUACAAGUAUAUAAUAAACAAAAAUUGAACUAA